UAUAGGCCAGCCAUCCCAGUCCCUUGUAUAGUUGUGUCUCCAUCUGUCUCUGUGUGUGGCGUGUGUGUAGUUAGGGCUGGUGGUCUAGUACUAGUCCUUCUCCUCCUCCUCCACCUCUCCCUCCUCUGCUAUAAAGGCCGGCGGAGAGGAGGUGAUGACUCACCGCCGAGCAUGGGGGGAGAUCAUCACCACCACGACAUGGCGCGCAGCGCAGGCGGCGACGACGGGCAGCAAGCGCACGACAUGGUGAUGCCGGGCUUCCGGUUCCACCCCACGGAGGAGGAGCUCAUCGACUUCUACCUCCGCCGGAGGGUCGAGGGAAAGCGCUUCAACAUCGAGCUCAUCAACUUGGUCGACCUCUACCGCUACGACCCAUGGGAUCUCCCAGCCUUGGCUUCAAUUGGGGACAAGGAGUGGUUCUUCUAUGUGCCAAGAGACCGCAAGUACCGGAACGGCGACCGGCCGAACCGGGUCACGCCGUCGGGCUACUGGAAGGCCACGGGGGCGGACCGGAUGGUGCGCGUCGACGGCAACCGGUCAAUCGGGCUCAAGAAGACUCUGGUGUUCUAUGUGGGGAAGGCGCCCAAGGGCCUCAGGAGCAGCUGGAUCAUGAAUGAGUACCGCCUUCCUCAUGGCGAAGCGGAUCGGUACCAAAAGGAAAUUUCCCUCUGCCGAGUGUAUAAACGCCCUGGGAUAGAGGACAACUUCCACCUCACCACCACCACAACAAGAUCGUCCGGCUCAAAGGCGGCAGCAACGGCGGACAAGAAGCACCGGACGUCGGCGUCGCCCCGCCUGGCGCCAAUAUUCGACGGCGGCCACUCAUCAGCUCUCAUGAAUAAGCCAUACAAUGGCACAAACACCGGCAUGACAUCGUCUGCUGCAGCUCCAGCAGCAGCAAUGGAGCUUCAGACGUCAAUGUUCUUGUCGACCCCCUCCGUCGUCUCGCUGAGCUCCACCACGUCAACGGAGGAGGACGGUACAUCGCUCUACCACUUGAAGGGAGCCAACCCCAUGCUACCCUCUUCUACGCACGCCCUGCUUAAUGCAAACUCCACUACAAUGGCAACCAUCCCAAUAGAUGAGCUGAGUAGGGCUAUUGGGUCAUACAAUAACCAGGCAAACCCUAACCAGCCCCUGCCAUCACAAGGCCCAUUGCUUCCUUUCCCUAGCAUGGAAAAGAUUUGGGAUUGGAACCCUAUGCUAGAAUCUCCCAAGGUUUGCACAAACUUCAAGUAACUUCUACAUGCACAUAUGCAUGCAUGAUCUAGGGCUUAAAGCAUGCUUGCGUGAUCGUAUUAUAUGUAUACAUAUGUAUAUGUAGACACUUAAUUAUUUGGGCUAGGACAUGGUUAAUAUGUAACGGAAUAGGAUGAUGUAGUUCUAGUCCCAUGCAAUUGCUGCUCCAUGAAUCAGUUCACAUAGCCUGUGUAACAAUAUGUCAAUUUCUAUUUGAUCAUGCAGACUUGUAGCAUAAAUCGAUUAGAGAUGGAAUAAAGAAUAUUAUUUGGCCUUACGUA
Phragmites australis (common reed) is the source of this 1520-nucleotide messenger RNA. RefSeq names its product NAC domain-containing protein 35-like. The record is from RefSeq and is a predicted model, not a curated record. Gene Ontology annotation, molecular function: DNA binding. The coding region runs from base 172 to 1239 and encodes 355 amino acids. Gene Ontology annotation, biological process: regulation of DNA-templated transcription. NCBI's taxonomy places the organism in Eukaryota, Viridiplantae, Streptophyta, Magnoliopsida, Poales, Poaceae. The transcript has 3 exons.